Molecule: messenger RNA, 1485 nt
Organism: Clupea harengus (Atlantic herring)
Lineage: Eukaryota; Metazoa; Chordata; Actinopteri; Clupeiformes; Clupeidae
Gene: wdr4
Product: WD repeat domain 4
Exons: 11
Coding region: 99-1325 (408 amino acids)
Biological process (GO): RNA (guanine-N7)-methylation; tRNA modification
Cellular component (GO): tRNA methyltransferase complex; nucleus; cytosol
Molecular function (GO): protein binding
Source: RefSeq, a predicted model, not a curated record
UGUUGACAGACUCGCUGGGCGCGUCAUCAACGGUGACGUCUUAAACCCGCGACAUAUUCUCGGCGACUUUCCCACAUGAGAGUUCCGUCUCAGCAGACAUGGCUGUGGCGGUGAUGUGUGGUGAGUGGCUCGUGACAGCCAGCGGAAAAAGUUUGACAGCAGUACAUACGCGCGAGAAUCGAGAGGCGUUCGGGUUCGACUGCAGUCAAGUGGAGCAGAAGCCGAAGGAUGCAGCAGCGUGCGACAGCAACAGGGAGGAGGGGGCAGAGGAGAAAGGAAGUGAUGCGGUUCUGCCUGUGGAGAAAGGAAGUGAUGCGGUUCUGGCUGUGGCUGCCUCCCCGAGUGGCAGACUGCUGGUCCUGACUGACGACCGCAAACGCCUCUUACUGCUGAGCUCACAGCCGACCUGGCACCUCCUCAGCUGCAGAUGGGUGGUUCGUAGAUGCACUGCGUUGGCGUUCUCUCCAGAUGAGGAGUGUGUGUGGGUGGCUGAUAAGUCUGGGGAUGUGUAUUCCUUCUCCACCACACACACACACACACCUGGAGAUCUCCGACUGGGACACCUAUCAAUGCUCCUGGCCCUGGUGGUGACUGCUGAUGACCGGUAUGUCAUCACUGCUGACCGAGACGAGAAGAUCAGAGUCAGCCUCAAAUUGGCCCCACACAACAUCCAGUCCUUCUGCCUUGCACACACAGAGUUCGUCAGCACUCUGUUUGUCCCUCCCCGGCACCCUGACCGGCUCUUCUCUGGAUCUGGGGACGGUACAGUGAAACUUUGGGAGUAUGCAACAGGCAAGAGGUUACAGAGCUGCGAUCUGACAGAACUAUUAAACCAAGAUGAAACAGAUGAGAGGGUGUGUAUAAAGCGCCUCAGCAGCUCUCCUGAUGGACAGCAUUUAGCAGUGCUGUGUGAGAGGUUGCCAAGGUUACAGCUCUUUGAGAUGAAGACGGGAUCUGAAGUCACACCCACUCAGUGUCUGACACUCCCACAGUCACCGUUGGAUACGACCUUUGAUCCCCAGGGCCGUCUUUGGGUGCUCCUGGAUGACCAACAAACACCUGUGCUGCUGUACACACACACGUCGCAAUGCUGGGAGCAGUGUGAUGCAGAUCAGCCAGAUCUGAAGAGAGUGACUGAAGGUCUACACACUCACAGUCUCCCUCUCCCAGAUGCCAGGCUGUACCUCCAUCAGCUGUAUAAGGCCGGCUUUGACAACACUGCCACCUACAGGCAGCGUAAGGAAGAGCGUCUGCAGCAGAGGAGAGAGCCUAGUGCGUCCCCACAACCCAACGGGGCCAAACGCACCCGGGCCCUCAUCUCCUAGCAACCCAGAGUGAACAUUAUGGGAUGGCCGUUAAUGGGAACACAUUAUGCAUCCUAAAAUAUGACUCAAUGUGAUGCUUAGAAGUCCAAAGCAAUAGUAGAUUUAAGAUGCUGUCUGUCUACAAGCUUUUUUUAAGAAAAUAAAAGUGCUACUGUUGAAA